AUGUACCCAGCCCGUUACAAGUCUUGGUUUCCCGUGGACUCUCAAGAAUCAGACUCGCAAAGCAGUUAUGCUUCUCAACCCAUUGACUUUGAUCAGUUUUCAUACCAGUUUGAUCCUUCUCAAUUCCCGCACAAUGAUCUGAGCCUCAGUCCGAUUGAUAUUAAUGCGUAUUCUCUUGAUGAUGUAGCGCCAGCAGCUUCCAUCAACUCUAAUACCCCCAUUCUGUUUUCUCAUGCACUGCCAUUACCCAUUGGUCAAACAGGAACACGAUCCGAAGCACCCAACACUGCGGCUAUACCUUUUUCUGAUGAUUCUGACACUUUGGCUCUUGAUUCCGUCACAUUACUCAAAUCAAACAUGCCUGCUGAUCUUAUGUGUCUAUUUUCAGCAAAUCUUAUCAAUAGGCGUGCUGGAACCCACCGGUGGGAAGUUGAGUGUCCAGACUGCAAAGCCUGGAUCAAGACCACCCUUCCAACCCAGAUUCUUAGUGAUCUAGGUGCUCUAGGGUAUUUCAAUACUCUCAGCGAUCACCGGCAGGGUAAAAAGUGUUUGAAGGGCCUCAAUCAAGCAGAUUCAUCGCCAUCACUGAGCACAGCCAGCUCCACCUCGAGUAUUUCACCUCAUUUUACUCCAUCCGAAACAUCACAUGCAACGGACGUAAAUGUGUGCCCUGGGGUUCCGAUACAUUGGCCUGUUCUGGGCCCUUCAUUUCUUGAAACCUUUCCUGUUGGUUGA
Suillus clintonianus is the source of this 735-nucleotide messenger RNA. RefSeq lists its product as uncharacterized. The transcript has a single exon. The record is from RefSeq and is a predicted model, not a curated record. NCBI's taxonomy places the organism in Eukaryota, Fungi, Basidiomycota, Agaricomycetes, Boletales, Suillaceae. Bases 1 to 735 code for a protein of 244 amino acids.